Hylaeus anthracinus is the source of this 2925-nucleotide messenger RNA. Its product is annotated as cytochrome P450 6a2-like. Gene Ontology annotation, molecular function: iron ion binding; monooxygenase activity; heme binding. The coding region runs from base 999 to 2561 and encodes 520 amino acids. The transcript has 5 exons. The record is from RefSeq and is a predicted model, not a curated record. NCBI's taxonomy places the organism in Eukaryota, Metazoa, Arthropoda, Insecta, Hymenoptera, Colletidae.
UUGAAAAUGAAACGCCGACUCGAUAAAUGUCACGAUUUAGGAGUGAUUAACCGAGAAGUGUUAAUUGGUCGUUUAGCGGCCGAACGGUGAAAUUAGCGACCUAAUAAUCACGUGCGAUCGAGAUGUCGGUGGACGCGUAAACACGCGAGAAGUGCACGUGACAAGCAUCGUUCGCAUUUCACUGGGAGACGCGAGGGAAUGUAAACGCGAUACUCAUGAGUAGCGAUGGGAUCAAGUUCAAUGGGUACUCGCGAAUUCGAGUCAAGUCUAGUAAAGUUUACUAAGUAAACAAGGUUUCGGGGUUGGACUACUACUACUAUACAAAUCAGUAGCGGACAUCAGUGUGGCCAGAUAACUUGAUAUAAACAUUCACUUGACUCUACUUGAUUUCUUUCAAGCACUUCUUUCUAAUACUCUACAAUAUCAAUAAAUGAUAAUAUCUUACUUCAUAGGUCUGAAUAUUAUUCUUUUUUUAAACAAAAAGCAUAGAAAAAUCUUUUCGUGACUUGUCAUCGUUUGUACCACAACAAUCGUGCGCAUUAGUAGACGCCGCGAAGCCUUUAGUACCCGCGAGCGUGGACUAAAGCAACAAAUGUCCCUCGACAAAUACGAUUGGACAAUUCCACAGGUGGAGGGGCUUAUGGCACUUUUCUCGCGCGCGUAUAAUACUUGUAAGGUGCUUGAUCCGAUCGCUACUCGUGAGUCAGUCGCUCGUACAGAGCAGGUGCACUUACAUCUAAAAGCAAUUCCAAGGAUUCGAUGGAAACACCGAACUGCGUAAUUUGAGCCGCGGCUUCCAUAAAGUAUUCGUUUGUUUAACAAACCGCCGUCGACCAUAGAGGCGAUAACAUUGAACCGAUAUCCGGUGCGCGGUUUCAGUUUGGCGUGCGGGCAGGACGUGGCUUACCAUGCAUAAACAUUAACAUUCGACGCCGUAGACAAUUUCGUAUUCGUAUAAAUAAAUUGUAUAUGCGACACGGGGGUUUGCGUUGCUCGAAAUGUGGAGUGUGUUGAGAGGAUUUCUGGAACAGUUCCUCUUGCUGGGACUGUUCCUGGUGAUUUUGUACUGCUUCUUUACCUCGACCUUCGACUUCUGGGAGAGUCGCGGUGUGCCGUUUCGAAAACCGAUCCCGUUCUUCGGCAAUUUUGCGCCUAUGCUGUUGUUUCGAAAAUCUCUGCCAGAGGGCAUCCAGGAGAUGUACGAAUGGUUCAAGGACGAAAGGUUCUUUGGAGCGUACCGCGUCAGAUCGCCCUUGCUCAUCCUGCGGGACCCAGACCUGAUCAAGAAUAUCUGCGUGAAGAAUUUCGCCUGCUUCGCGAAUCGUGGUAUACCGGUAAAUUCUCAGGAUCCCCUGUUGGCUCACCUGUUCAACCUGGAAGGGAAGAAAUGGAAGAGCCUCAGGUCCAAGCUGACCCCAGCCUUCUCUUCAGGCAAACUGAAGAGGAUGUUCUACCUUCUGGCGGAGUGCAGCGAGGAGUUUCAGAAACUAAUCGACGCCUCCGCCAAAGGCGAUAGCCCGUACGAGGUUCGCGAGUUGGCGACGAAAUUUACAAUAGACGUCAUCGGUAGCUGUGCGUUCGGCAUACAAAUAAAUGCUGUCACCGACGAGGACUCCGAGUUCCACAGGGCAGCGAAGAAGCUCUCGAAACCGAGCUACACGACCACGCUCUGGAGGAUGCUCAGAACCGCCAUGCCUAGAUUGUACAAGCUUUUGGGUGUCCAGGUGAUCGAUCCAGGGGUGACGACAUUCUUCAAGGAUGUCGUGUCACAGAUGAUCAGGCAACGGGAAAAGAGCGACGUCAAGAGGCACGACUUUAUGGACUUGUUGAUCGAGCUCAAAAAUAAGGGCACGCUGGAAGGUGACACGGGGAACGGGCAAAUCUGUAAUGAAGAAGACGCAGAGGUGGCCGAGGAAAUAGAAAUGGACGAGAACAGUAUUGCCGCGCAAGCGUUUGUUUUCUUCGCCGCUGGUUAUGAAACUUCGUCGAACACCAUUGCGUUUUGCCUUCACGAGUUAGCGCUGAAUGCUGAAAUUCAAGAAAAAACAAGACGGGAUAUUCACGACGCCAUCGACAACAGAGACGGCAAACUAACUUACGAUGCUGUCCAGGACAUGAAGUACCUCGACAUGGUGAUUGCAGAAACGCUUAGGAAGUAUCCACCAGCUUCACUCCUCUCCCGAAGAUGCGAGUAUCAGUACCAAAUACCAAAUACUAAGGUCGAGUUACCAGCAGGUAUGCGGGUUAUCAUACCAAUUUACGGCCUUCACCAUGAUCCAGACUAUUAUCCAAAUCCCUCAAGCUUCGAUCCUGAGAGAUUCACGGAAGAGAACAAAAGAACGAGGCAUCCAUACACAUACCUCCCAUUUGGGGAGGGACCUCGAAAUUGCAUAGGAAUGCGAUUCGCGCUCUUGCAAAUCAAGAUAGGAAUAAUUUCGUUUUUAAGAAAACAUCGAGUGGAGAUCUGCGAUAAGACGAUUACGCCGUUGAAGUUCAGUAGACGCAGCCUUGUUACUACGAGCGAGAACGGAUUCUGGCUCAAGAUCAUACAGUCUUCUUAAAUCUGCAAAUUGUAUUUUACGGGGCACAUUGGGACGCUUCGAAAUUUAAUUCCGUUUUUUUUUUACGCAACCCUGUAUAUGUACAAGACGAGAGGACGACUUUAAAAAUAAAACCUGAACAAUAGGUUUAUUGCGUACUUAAUACUAGUACGACCAGUGAUUAAGCUUCAAUAUAGACGUUAUUUUAUUUUGUACUUGUAAAAAUAACUUUCAAAUAUUGUUAUAUAAAUAAAACAUUUAUAUUUUUGUAAACAUUUUAUAUAUCUUACAGCAGGACUUACAAUGUAUUUGAUGAAAUAUACAAUGUACAGAUAAAAGAUAUGUGGUACGAACUAUUUAAUAAAUUUGUAGUGUGUAGUUCUAA